This is a messenger RNA of Mercurialis annua (annual mercury), 1401 nucleotides long. RefSeq names its product glutamate receptor 3.2-like. NCBI's taxonomy places the organism in Eukaryota, Viridiplantae, Streptophyta, Magnoliopsida, Malpighiales, Euphorbiaceae. Gene Ontology annotation, cellular component: plasma membrane. The transcript is spliced from 4 exons. The coding region runs from base 1 to 1254 and encodes 417 amino acids. The record is from RefSeq and is a predicted model, not a curated record. Gene Ontology annotation, molecular function: signaling receptor activity; ligand-gated monoatomic ion channel activity.
AUGGCAAUUAGGUCCAGCCAAUCAAUGAAUUUAGAGCAAAGCCUUGUUCACCAAAGAAUCAACGGAUUUGCUUUUCCUGUCUUUGAAGCGGCUCUCAAGCUUCUACCCUAUACAAUAAGUUAUGAAAAAGUUCCAUUCUAUGGCUCUCAUCAUGAUUUGCUCAAGGAGGUUGCUCUUAAGAAUAUUGAUGCAGGUGUAGGUGACAUAAUAAUAAGCGCAGAAGGAUUUGAAUUAGUAGAAUUCUCACAGCCAUACGCUGAAGCAAGACUUGUGAUGGUGGUUCACACUGAAACGGAUAAAUCGAUGACUUGGUUGUUUCUGAGCCUCUUCACGCCAUGUAUGUGGUUUCUUCUAGCAGCUACGAGCUUCUUCACCGGUCUGGUUAUCUCGUUAGUUGAACACAUGAACCACAACAACGGUGGUGGUUCACUUGCCGGUAAUCUGGCUAGUGAUUCACCAGGUAGAGGAGGAGUUGCAGUUGCUUUCUCGUUUGCUUUUGCAACUCUCUAUUUUGGACAGAGAGAAAGACCCAACAAUAUUUUGUCUCAUUUUGUGCUGGCACCAUGGCUAAUUCUGAUGCUUGUAGUUAGUGCAACAUUCACCUCGAGCUUCACUUCUAAGAUAACCAACUCACAAAUUGAACCAUCAAAAACAGAUAUUGAAAUGCUCAAAAGAGCAAAUGCCGUUAUUGGCUUUGAUGGAAGUUCUCUCUCUUUUGAGUAUUUAGUGGAAGUCUUGGGGUUCAAGGCAAAGAAUAUCAUAAGUAUAGCAUCUAUUGAUGAUUAUGCAGAAGUUUUAUCAAGUGGGAAAAUUGCAGUUGCUUUUAUUAUGAUGCCUUACGCCAAACUUUUUCUGGCAAAAUACUGCACCGGUUUUGCUAUUGCAGGAUCAACCUAUGAGCUUGGCGGUUUUGGCUUCGCCUUUCCAAAGGGCUCCGCACUAGCAUCAGACAUGUCGAAGGCGAUUGUAAAAUUAAGGGCGAGGGGAAAUUUACGGUUAAUCGAGGAAGAAAUGCUCUCCUCAGUGAAUUGCUCAGCUUCUACAUCUGGGUCAAAUUAUGUGAGGCAAAGUUUAGGACCAGAAGCCUUUUUAGGAUUUUUCAUAAUCUCAGGUUGUACUUCUACAGUUGCAUUAUUAAUAACUCUAGUUCGCCUAUUGAGACAACAAUGGCAGAAAAAAACAAACAUUCAUGCAGAAUUAAUGGGAAGAGGACUUUGGCUAUGGCUAGCAACUUUCUUCACUCAAAAAAAUUAAACAAUGAAUGUAUUUCAAGUGGCAUUUGCGAAGUAAUAUGACCAUUACAAGCAAGUUGCAUUGGAUUUUAUUAUCUGUAUUAAAGUGGUACUGUAAAUUUGAUUUGCAUGUUAUGAUAUCGGCUUUGGACAAAUUCAGGUUGAUUCA